Penicillium atrosanguineum is the source of this 642-nucleotide messenger RNA. RefSeq lists its product as uncharacterized. The coding region runs from base 1 to 642 and encodes 213 amino acids. The transcript is spliced from 2 exons. The record is from RefSeq and is a predicted model, not a curated record. Lineage: Eukaryota; Fungi; Ascomycota; Eurotiomycetes; Eurotiales; Aspergillaceae.
AUGGACCCAGACGCCAGCAUCCCCGAGCCAGCCCCCUCAGUCUUCAACUACGUCCUCUCAUUCCUCCUAGUCGGCGUAGCAUGGGGCUUCACAACGCCCUUUAUCCGUCGCGCCGCCGCCGACUUCAACGCGCGACAAGAGAAGCAAUCCCAAUCCCCUCGCGGACGAUCGCAAUCGCAACCCCAACUGGUUGACGGCGAAGAAGAGCAGGAAUUGCUACCGACGGAAGACGAGGGUGUGAGGAGGAGGAGUGGGAGUUCGCAACGGGCAGCGGCACGGGAUGAAAGGGAUGGUGAUGAGGAUAAUAUUCCGACACCGGCGUGGAAGAGGGAGGGAAAGAAGUCUUGGCUGAGAGAGAAGAUUGUGGGUGUCUUUUGGACGGUUGUGAAUUUGCUUAAGACGCCGGCUUAUUCGAUUCCGUUGGUGGUUAACUUGACGGGAAGUAUUUGGUUCUUUUUGCUCGUUGGGAAACAUGAGCUCUCCUUGACUGUGCCGCUUGCCAAUUCGAGCGCUUUCUUGUUUACUGUGCUUGGAGAGUGGUAUGUGGAGCGCAAGGUCAUCGCGAAGGAAACGUGGCUGGGGUUGUUCUUGGUCUUGGGCGGUAUCGCUGUAUGCGUGCAUUCAAAAAACAAGGCUGGUUGA